AUGCGGGAAUUAAGUCAAAACAGCACACACUUUCUUGGAGUACAAAACAAAAGGCCAGAGUGGUUUUAUUAUCAUCAAAAAUCAAUUCAUACCCUCAAUCAAGUUUCGUCUCUAAAGCUCUUCGAAGAGAUUGAAAUGGCAAAAAGUAUAUUCAAGCAAGAACAUGAUCUUGAAAAAAGGAGAGCAGAGGCUGCUAGAAUUAGAGAGAAAUACCCUGAUAGGAUUCCUGUGAUUGUGGAGAAAGGGGAGAGAAGUGAUGUUCCUAACAUCGAUAAGAAAAAGUACCUUGUUCCAGCUGAUUUGACUGUUGGUCAAUUUGUUUAUGUGAUACGCAAAAGGAUUAAACUGAGUGCUGAGAAGGCCAUAUUCAUCUUUGUUGACAAUGCCCUGCCCCCAACAGGGGCAAUUAUGUCCGCGAUAUAUGAAGAAAAGAAGGACGAUGAUGGUUUCUUGUAUGUUACCUACAGUGGAGAGAACACGUUUGGAGAUGAUUGACAUUUUAUAUGUUUUCAUCACAUUUUCCAAUAAUGGAUUAUAUUUUCUUGGAAUCUUGUUCUUUUAUCAAGAAUUUGACUACAAUCAUAUAAUUGGAGAAUUGUAUAUAAUCUAAAACUUGAAGAAUGGGUUUGUUAAUAAUCAUUUACCUUUUAUUUUUA
Messenger RNA from Lactuca virosa, 656 nucleotides. The record is from the annotation of a GenBank genome assembly. NCBI's taxonomy places the organism in Eukaryota, Viridiplantae, Streptophyta, Magnoliopsida, Asterales, Asteraceae.